GGUGCAGGCAUCUGAUAACAGUACUAACAACACGUCACUGAUGACCUUUGUGUCCGGUACACAGUAUAUUAUUCACUAUGGAAAUGCCUCCGUCAGCUGCUGCUGGAACGUCACCACCACACAAACUAAUGCUACACAAUGGAAUAUGACAGGGCUAUCACCAGGCAGGGUAUAUACAGUCACUGUACAGACACUUAGUGGUAACUGCAGCCAGACAUCCGCUGGAGUGACAGAGGCCACGUAUCCAACCCCACCAGGGAACGUAACCUUUACCACAGUUGGAGUAAACUUCAUCACACUGUCUUGGGGAGAGCCGGCCAAUAUGACAGGUGUAAUAAAGACAUAUAAUAUAACUUAUGGGAAUCCUUCAUACACUUGGACUGCAGCAAGUAACACAUCAAAUAUCACCCUUCAGAGCCUGAUAUCUGGGACUAAUUACACCAUUACUGUGGUAACAGUCGGAGCCCGGGGGUAUCAGAGUUUACCCGAGAGAGGAUCUAUCUACACAAAGCCAAUGUCAGUGAUGUCACUUAGUGCCAGCAAUGUGACUUCCUCUACUGUGUCCCUGAUGUGGAGUAGACCCGCUGAGUAUAAGUCUACAUACACCUACAGAAUCCAGACAAACGUCACAUCACCAGCUGUAAUGAUAUAUAAUACAAUAGUGACAAAUGAAUCAGCUACAAUAGUGAAUCUAACAGCAGGAGUAACGUAUACAUUCAUGGUAUAUACAAGAGCUGGUGAUAAUGUCACUGAGUCUGUACCUGUGUCACUAACUACCUGCACAGUUCCCGGACUGGCUGCCAACAUCACACUCAGCAAUUACAUGUCGGUUGAUGUUCUCGGAAUCUCAUGGAUAAAACCAUCAGUAAACGUGGACUAUUAUCAAGUCACUCUGACAGGAGACAUAAAUGUCACAGCACAGACUAAUGCUACACAAUGGAAUAUGACAGGGCUAUCACCAGGCAGGGUAUAUACAGUCACUGUACAGACACUUAGUGGUAACUGCAGCCAGACAUCCGCUGGAGUGACAGAGGCCACGUAUCCAACCCCACCAGGGAACGUAACCUUUACCACAGUUGGAGUAAACUUCAUCACACUGUCUUGGGGAGAGCCGGCCAAUAUGACUGGUGUAAUAAAGACAUAUAAUAUAACUUAUGGGAAUCCUUCAUACACUUGGACUGCAGCAAGUAACACAUCAAAUAUCACCCUUCAGAGCCUGAUAUCUGGGACUAAUUACACCGUUACUGUGGUAACAGUCGGAGCCCGGGGGUAUCAGAGUUUACCCGAGAGAGGAUCUAUCUACACAAAGCCAAUGUCAGUGAUGUCACUUAGUGCCAGCAAUGUGACUUCCUCUUCUGUGUCCCUGAUGUGGAGUAGACCCGCUGAGUAUAAGUCUACAUACACCUACAGAAUCCAGACAAACGUCAUAUCACCAGCUGCAAUGAUAUAUAAUACAAUAGUGACAAAUGAAUCAGCUACAAUAGUGAAUCUAACAGCAGGAGUAACGUAUACAUUCAUGGUAUAUACAAGAGCUGGUGAUAAUGUCACUGAGUCUGUACCUGUGUCACUAACUACCUGCACAGUUCCCGGACUGGCUGCCAACAUCACACUCAGCAAUUACAUGUCGGUUGAUGUUCUCGGAAUCUCAUGGAUAAAACCAGCAGGAAACGUGGAACGUUAUCAAGUCACUCUGACAGGAGACAUAAAUGUCACAGCACAGACUAAUGCUACACAAUGGAAUAUGACAGGGCUAUCACCAGGCAGGGUAUAUACAGUCACUGUACAGACACUUAGUGGUAACUGCAGCCAGACAUCCGCUGGAGUGACAGAGGCCACGUAUCCAACCCCACCAGGGAACGUAACCUUUACCACAGUUGGAGUAAACUUCAUCACACUGUCUUGGGGAGAGCCGGCCAAUAUGACAGGUGUAAUAAAGACAUAUAAUAUAACUUAUGGGAAUCCUUCAUACACUUGGACUGCAGCAAGUAACACAUCAAAUAUCACCCUUCAGAGCCUGAUAUCUGGGACUAAUUACACCAUUACUGUGGUAACAGUCGGAGCCCGGGGGUAUCAGAGUUUACCCGAGAGAGGAUCUAUCUACACAAAGCCAAUGUCAGUGAUGUCACUUAGUGCCAGCAAUGUGACUUCCUCUUCUGUGUCCCUGAUGUGGAGUAGACCCGCUGAGUAUAAGUCUACAUACACCUACAGAAUCCAGACAAACGUCAUAUCACCAGCUGCAAUGAUAUAUAAUACAAUAGUGACAAAUGAAUCAGCUACAAUAGUGAAUCUAACAGCAGGAGUAACGUAUACAUUCAUGGUAUAUACAAGAGCUGGUGAUAAUGUCACUGAGUCUGUACCUGUGUCACUAACUACCUGCACAGUUCCCGGACUGGCUGCCAACAUCACACUCAGCAAUUACAUGUCGGUUAAUGUUCUCGGAAUCUCAUGGAUAAAACCAUCAGUAAACGUGGACUAUUAUCAAGUCACUCUGACAGGAGACAUAAAUGUCACAGCACAGACUAAUGCUACACAAUGGAAUAUGACAGGGCUAUCACCAGGCAGGGUAUAUACAGUCACUGUACAGACACUUAGUGGUAACUGCAGCCAGACAUCCGCUGGAGUGACAGAGGCCACGUAUCCAACCCCACCAGGGAACGUAACCUUUACCACAGUUGGAGUAAACUUCAUCAAACUGUCUUGGGGAGAGCCGGCCAAUAUGACUGGUGUAAUAAAGACAUAUAAUAUAACUUAUGGGAAUCCUUCAUACACUUGGACUGCAGCAAGUAACACAUCAAAUAUCACCCUUCAGAGCCUGAUAUCUGGGACUAAUUACACCGUUACUGUGGUAACAGUCGGAGCCCGGGGGUAUCAGAGUUUACCCGAGAGAGGAUCUAUCUACACAAGUCUUCCAUAUCAGCUAACAAACGUGAGGGCCGUUCUAUCCUCAUCAGGUGCCGCAAUGAAUGUUACAUUCCUGGCUUUCAGCAGCACAGAUGGGCCGAUAGUGGCGUAUGCUGUCAUACUGACAACUGAGAUAAGUGGUGACGGCCCAACUGGCGGGAUUCUAUCUAAAACGUACAGAGACUUUAAGAACCAGACAACAAGCACCUAUGUCUCUUGUGUCAUCGAUCCCAGGAUGUCCCAGAGUCCUGAGGGAUCACAGGAAGUAGAUGUACGUGUGGGAGAUGAAACGGAGACACAUUCCUACGUCAAUGGCCCACUGGAUCCGCACUUACAGUACAGGGUCAGCGUAGCAGGAUUCACCACCAUUAACUAUGACUUACACAGCGACACCAUCCUAGAAGAGCGCUCUACUGUAACCUAUACCAACUACACAGACAGUAUUUCCGCAACAGCUUCCGCAGGAGCUGACGCUUCUAAUAAAGUUUAUAUCGUGGGAGCUGUAAUCGGAAGUUUCGUGGUUGUGUCUGCUGUCAUUACUUUGGGAUGUUUCUUUUGGAGAAAGAAAAGACAGUGUAAACAAAAUGCAGAGGCUUCCUCCACAGGUGCUCCUAGCAGUGACUCUCGGAGGAGGAGGCCGGCUGUGCGCAGAGAGAGCUUUGAGGCCAUGUAUAACGUACUGAGAGCGAAUAACAACGCAGGAUUCAUGCAGGAGUAUGCGAGCCUACAGGAUGUCGGCAGGUCACAGACGACCUGCUUAGCUCUGCGUCCAGCCAACGCCAGGAAGAACCGGACAGAUGGCGUGCUUCUGUAUGAUAAGACUCCUGUCAAACUCUCAACCUUUCAUGACUCAGACAUGAGGCACAUUAAUGCCAGCUACAUUCCGGGGUAUAGAAGCAAAACAGAAUUUAUUGCUGCUCAGAGCCCAUUACCGGGAGCUGGGAGAGUCGUCUGGUCCCUGAUCUGGGAGAAACGUAUAAACACUAUUGCCGUGCUGUCCAGCUGCCUGGAAUAUGGCAAGGGGCAUAGUGAGCAGUACUGGCCAUCCAGCGAAGCCAAGGCGUUUGGUGACAUCAUAGUAACUCUGAUGUCAGAGAAGAUCCUCUGUGAUUGGACGGUCAGAGACUUCAUGGUGACAAAUGUUAAGAACAAUGAAAGUCGCCAAGUGCGUCAAUUCCAUCUUACGGCAUGGACCGAGAACGGAGACCUCAGUGAGAGAGCCGUCCUGAUUCACUUUGUAAACCUGGUCCGACAGCAUAGGAAAGAAUAUUCCGCUACAUUCCCUGCGCUGGUGCUUUGCAGAGCUGCGGCUGGGAGAUCUGGAAUAUUCAUCGCUCUUGAUCGCAUCAUUAACCAGUUGGAAGAUGAUAACAUGGUGGAUGUGUAUGGAACAGUCUAUGAUCUGCACUUACAUCGUCCCUCAAUGGUGCAGUCAGAGGCUCAGUAUAUAUUCCUGCACCAGUGCACCUUAGACAUCAUCAGGGUACAGGCUGAGGCGCAGAGCAGCCUGGAUUACCAGACAGACAAAGAAGAGAGGCUCUAUGAAGAACUCCCCAACUCUCUUCCCUCCGAGACGCCGUUACAGAAUGAAGAAUCUGUCUACGACCUGUGUCUAAAUUUUCCCGGACUGGCUGCCAACAUCACACUCAGCAAUUACAUGUCGGUUAAUGUUCUCGGAAUCUCAUGGAUAAAACCAUCAGUAAACGUGGACUAUUAUCAAGUCACUCUGACAGGAGACAUAAAUGUCACAGCACAGACUAAUGCUACACAAUGGAAUAUGACAGGGCUAUCACCAGGCAGGGUAUAUACAGUCACUGUACAGACACUUAGUGGUUACUGCAGCCAGACAUCCGCUGGAGUGACAGAGGCCACGUAUCCAACCCCACCAGGGAACGUAACCUUUACCACAGUUGGAGUAAACUUCAUCAAACUGUCUUGGGGAGAGCCGGCCAAUAUGACAGGUGUAAUAAAGACAUAUAAUAUAACUUAUGGGAAUCCUUCAUACACUUGGACUGCAGCAAGUAACACAUCAAAUACCACCCUUCAGAGCCUGAUAUCUGGGACUAAUUACACCGUUACUGUGGUAACAGUCGGAGCCCGGGGGUAUCAGAGUUUACCUGUUAGCGCAUCUGUGUAUACUAUUCCCGGACUGGCUGCCAACAUCACACUCAGCAAUUACAUGUCGGUUAAUGUUCUCGGAAUCUCAUGGAUAAAACCAUCAGUAAACGUGGACUAUUAUCAAGUCACUCUGACAGGAGACAUAAAUGUCACAGCACAGACUAAUGCUACACAAUGGAAUAUGACAGGGCUAUCACCAGGCAGGGUAUAUACAGUCACUGUACAGACACUUAGUGGUAACUGCAGCCAGACAUCCGCUGGAGUGACAGAGGCCACGUAUCCAACCCCACCAGGGAACGUAACCUUUAUCACAGUUGGAGUAAACUUCAUCACACUGUCUUGGGGAGAGCCGGCCAAUAUGACAGGUGUAAUAAAGACAUAUAAUAUAACUUAUGGGAAUUCUUCAUACACUUGGACUGCAGCAAGUAACACAUCAAAUAUCACCCUUCACAGCCUGAUAUCUGGGACUAAUUACACCGUUACUGUGGUAACAGUCGGAGCCCGGGGGUAUCAGAGUUUACCUGUUAGUGUAUCUGUGUAUACUAAUCCAAUGUCGGUGAAUUUGCUGAAUACCAGCAAUGUGACUUCCUCUACUGUGUCCCUGAUGUGGAGUAGACCCGCUGAGUAUAAGUCUACAUACACCUACAGAAUCCAGACAAACGUCAUAUCACCAGCUGCAAUGAUAUAUAAUACAAUAGUGACAAAUGAAUCAGCUACAAUAGUGAAUCUAACAGCAGGAGUAACGUAUACAUUCAUGGUAUAUACAAGAGCUGGUGAUAAUGUCACUGAGUCUGUACCUGUGUCACUAACUACCUGCACAGUUCCCGGACUGGCUGCCAACAUCACACUCAGCAAUUACAUGUCGGUUAAUGUUCUCGGAAUCUCAUGGAUAAAACCAUCAGUAAACGUGGACUAUUAUCAAGUCACUCUGACAGGAGACAUAAAUGUCACAGCACAGACUAAUGCUACACAAUGGAAUAUGACAGGGCUAUCACCAGGCAGGGUAUAUACAGUCACUGUACAGACACUUAGUGGUAACUGCAGCCAGACAUCCGCUGGAGUGACAGAGGCCACGUAUCCAACCCCACCAGGGAACGUAACCUUUACCACAGUUGGAGUAAACUUCAUCACACUGUCUUGGGGAGAGCCGGCCAAUAUGACAGGUGUAAUAAAGACAUAUAAUAUAACUUAUGGGAAUUCUUCAUACACUUGGACUGCAGCAAGUAACACAUCAAAUAUCACCCUUCAGAGCCUGAUAUCUGGGACUAAUUACACCGUUACUGUGGUAACAGUCGGAGCCCGGGGGUAUCAGAGUUUACCUGUUAGUGUAUCUGUGUAUACUAAUCCAAUGUCGGUGAAUUUGCUGAAUACCAGCAAUGUGACUUCCUCUACUGUGUCCCUGAUGUGGAGUAGACCCGCUGAGUAUAAGUCUACAUACACCUACAGAAUCCAGACAAACGUCAUAUCACCAGCUGCAAUGAUAUAUAAUACAAUAGUGACAAAUGAAUCAGCUACAAUAGUGAAUCUAACAGCAGGAGUAACGUAUACAUUCAUGGUAUAUACAAGAGCUGGUGAUAAUGUCACUGAGUCUGUACCUGUGUCACUAACUACCUGCACAGUUCCCGGACUGGCUGCCAACAUCACACUCAGCAAUUACAUGUCGGUUAAUGUUCUCGGAAUCUCAUGGAUAAAACCAUCAGUAAACGUGGACUAUUAUCAAGUCACUCUGACAGGAGACAUAAAUGUCACAGCACAGACUAAUGCUACACAAUGGAAUAUGACAGGGCUAUCACCAGGCAGGGUAUAUACAGUCACUGUACAGACACUUAGUGGUAACUGCAGCCAGACAUCCGCUGGAGUGACAGAGGCCACGUAUCCAACCCCACCAGGGAACGUAACCUUUAUCACAGUUGGAGUAAACUUCAUCACACUGUCUUGGGGAGAGCCGGCCAAUAUGACAGGUGUAAUAAAGACAUAUAAUAUAACUUAUGGGAAUUCUUCAUACACUUGGACUGCAGCAAGUAACACAUCAAAUAUCACCCUUCAGAGCCUGAUAUCUGGGACUAAUUACACCGUUACUGUGGUAACAGUCGGAGCCCGGGGGUAUCAGAGUUUACCUGUUAGUGUAUCUGUGUAUACUAAUCCAAUGUCGGUGAAUUUGCUGAAUACCAGCAAUGUGACUUCCUCUACUGUGUCCCUGAUGUGGAGUAGACCCGCUGAGUAUAAGUCUACAUACACCUACAGAAUCCAGACAAACGUCAUAUCACCAGCUGCAAUGAUAUAUAAUACAAUAGUGACAAAUGAAUCAGCUACAAUAGUGAAUCUAACAGCAGGAGUAACGUAUACAUUCAUGGUAUAUACAAGAGCUGGUGAUAAUGUCACUGAGUCUGUACCUGUGUCACUAACUACCUGCACAGUUCCCGGACUGGCUGCCAACAUCACACUCAGCAAUUACAUGUCGGUUAAUGUUCUCGGAAUCUCAUGGAUAAAACCAUCAGUAAACGUGGACUAUUAUCAAGUCACUCUGACAGGAGACAUAAAUGUCACAGCACAGACUAAUGCUACACAAUGGAAUAUGACAGGGCUAUCACCAGGCAGGGUAUAUACAGUCACUGUACAGACACUUAGUGGUAACUGCAGCCAGACAUCCGCUGGAGUGACAGAGGCCACGUAUCCAACCCCACCAGGGAACGUAACCUUUACCACAGUUGGAGUAAACUUCAUCACACUGUCUUGGGGAGAGCCGGCCAAUAUGACAGGUGUAAUAAAGACAUAUAAUAUAACUUAUGGGAAUUCUUCAUACACUUGGACUGCAGCAAGUAACACAUCAAAUACCACCCUUCAGAGCCUGAUAUCUGGGACUAAUUACACCAUUACUGUGGUAACAGUCGGAGCCCGGGGGUAUCAGAGUUUACCUGUUAGUGCAUAUGUGUAUACUAAUCCAAUGUCGGUGAAUUUGCUGAAUACCAGCAAUGUGACUUCCUCUACUGUGUCCCUGAUGUGGAGUAGACCCGCUGAGUAUAAGUCUACAUACACCUACAGAAUCCAGACAAACGUCAUAUCACCAGCUGCAAUGAUAUAUAAUACAAUAGUGACAAAUGAAUCAGCUACAAUAGUGAAUCUAACAGCAGGAGUAACGUAUACAUUCAUGGUAUAUACAAGAGCUGGUGAUAAUGUCACUGAGUCUGUACCUGUGUCACUAACUACCUGCACAGUUCCCGGACUGGCUGCCAACAUCACACUCAGCAAUUACAUGUCGGUUAAUGUUCUCGGAAUCUCAUGGAUAAAACCAUCAGUAAACGUGGACUAUUAUCAAGUCACUCUGACAGGAGACAUAAAUGUCACAGCACAGACUAAUGCUACACAAUGGAAUAUGACAGGGCUAUCACCAGGCAGGGUAUAUACAGUCACUGUACAGACACUUAGUGGUAACUGCAGCCAGACAUCCGCUGGAGUGACAGAGGCCACGUAUCCAACCCCACCAGGGAACGUAACCUUUACCACAGUUGGAGUAAACUUCAUCACACUGUCUUGGGGAGAGCCGGCCAAUAUGACAGGUGUAAUAAAGACAUAUAAUAUAACUUAUGGGAGUUCUACAUAUACUUGGACUGCAGCAAGUAACACAUCAAAUAUCACCCUUCAGAGCCUGAUAUCUGGGACUAAUUACACCAUUACUGUGGUAACAGUCGGAGCCCGGGAGUAUCAGAGUUUACCUGUUAGUGCAUAUGUGUAUACUAAUCCAAUGUCGGUGAAUUUGCUGAAUACCAGCAAUGUGACUUCCUCUACUGUGUCCCUGAUGUGGAGUAGACCCGCUGAGUAUAAGUCUACAUACACCUACAGAAUCCAGACAAACGUCAUAUCACCAGCUGCAAUGAUAUAUAAUACAAUAGUGACAAAUGAAUCAGCUACAAUAGUGAAUCUAACAGCAGGAGUAACGUAUACAUUCAUGGUAUAUACAAGAGCUGGUGAUAAUGUCACUGAGUCUGUACCUGUGUCACUAACUACCUGCACAGUUCCCGGACUGGCUGCCAACAUCACACUCAGCAAUUACAUGUCGGUUAAUGUUCUCGGAAUCUCAUGGAUAAAACCAUCAGUAAACGUGGACUAUUAUCAAGUCACUCUGACAGGAGACAUAAAUGUCACAGCACAGACUAAUGCUACACAAUGGAAUAUGACAGGGCUAUCACCAGGCAGGGUAUAUACAGUCACUGUACUGACACUUAGCGGUAACUGCAGCCAGACAUCCGCUGGAGUGACAGAGGCCACGUAUCCAACCCCACCAGGGAACGUAACCUUUACCACAGUUGGAGUAAACUUCAUCACACUGUCUUGGGGAGAGCCGGCCAAUAUGACAGGUGUAAUAAAGACAUGUAAUAUAACUUAUGGGAAUUCUUCAUACACUUGGACUGCAGCAAGUAACACAUCAAAUAUCACCCUUCAGAGCCUGAUAUCUGGGACUAAUUACACCAUUACUGUGGUAACAGUCGGAGCCCGGGGGUAUCAGAGUUUACCUGUUAGCGCAUCUGUGUAUACUAAUCCAAUGUCGGUGAAUUUGCUGAAUACCAGCAAUGUGACUUCCUCUACUGUGUCCCUGAUGUGGAGUAGACCCGCUGAGUAUAAGUAUACAUACACCUACAGAAUCCAGACAAACGUCAUAUCACCAGCUGCAAUGAUAUAUAAUACAAUAGUGACAAAUGAAUCAGCUACAAUAGUGAAUCUAACAGCAGGAGUAACGUAUACAUUCAUGGUAUAUACAAGAGCUGGUGAUAAUGUCACUGAGUCUGUACCUGUGUCACUAACUACCUGCACAGUUCCCGGACUGGCUGCCAACAUCACACUCAGCAAUUACAUGUCGGUUAAUGUUCUCGGAAUCUCAUGGAUAAAACCAUCAGUAAAUGUGGACUAUUAUCAAGUCACUCUGACAGGAGACAUAAAUGUCACAGCACAGACUAAUGCUACACAAUGGAAUACGACAGGGCUAUCACCAGGCAGGGUAUAUACAGUCACUGUACAGACACUUAGUGGUAACUGCAGCCAGACAUCCGCUGGAGUGACAGAGGCCACGUAUCCAACCCAACCAGGGAACGUAACCUUUACCACAGUUGGAGUAAACUUCAUCACACUGUCUUGGGGAGAGCCGGCCAAUAUGACAGGUGUAAUAAAGACAUAUAAUAUAACUUAUGGGAAUUCUUCAUACACUUGGACUGCAGCAAGUAACACAUCAAAUAUCACCCUUCAGAGCCUGAUAUCUGGGACUAAUUACACCAUUACUGUGGUAACAGUCGGAGCUCGGGGGUAUCAGAGUUUACCUGUUAGUGCAUAUGUGUAUACUAAUCCAAUGUCGGUGAAUUUGCUGAAUACCAGCAAUGUGACUUCCUCUACUGUGUCCCUGAUGUGGAGUAGACCCGCUGAGUAUAAGUCUACAUACACCUACAGAAUCCAGACAAACGUCAUAUCACCAGCUGCAAUGAUAUAUAAUACAAUAGUGACAAAUGAAUCAGCUACAAUAGUGAAUCUAACAGCAGGAGUAACGUAUACAUUCAUGGUAUAUACAAGAGCUGGUGAUAAUGUCACUGAGUCUGUACCUGUGUCACUAACUACCUGCACAGUUCCCGGACUGGCUGCCAACAUCACACUCAGCAAUUACAUGUCGGUUAAUGUUCUCGGAAUCUCAUGGAUAAAACCAUCAGUAAACGUGGACUAUUAUCAAGUCACUCUGACAGGAGACAUAAAUGUCACAGCACAGACUAAUGCUACACAAUGGAAUAUGACAGGGCUAUCACCAGGCAGGGUAUAUACAGUCACUGUACAGACACUUAGUGGUAACUGCAGCCAGACAUCCGCUGGAGUGACAGAGGCCACGUAUCCAACCCCACCAGGGAACGUAACCUUUACCACAGUUGGAGUAAACUUCAUCACACUGUCUUGGGGAGAGCCGGCCAAUGUGACAGGUGUAAUAAAGACAUAUAAUAUAACUUAUGGGAAUUCUUCAUACACUUGGACUGCAGCAAGUAACACAUCAAAUAUCACCCUUCAGAGCCUGAUAUCUGGGACUAAUUACACCAUUACUGUGGUAACAGUCGGAGCCCGGGGGUAUCAGAGUUUACCUGUUAGUGUAUCUGUGUAUACUAAUCCAAUGUCGGUGAAUUUGCUGAAUACCAGCAAUGUGACUUCCUCUACUGUGUCCCUGAUGUGGAGUAGACCCGCUGAGUAUAAGUCUACAUACACCUACAGAAUCCAGACAAACGUCAUAUCACCAGCUGCAAUGAUAUAUAAUACAAUAGUGACAAAUGAAUCAGCUACAAUAGUGAAUCUAACAGCAGGAGUAACGUAUACAUUCAUGGUAUAUACAAGAGCUGGUGAUAAUGUCACUGAGUCUGUACCUGUGUCACUAACUACCUGCACAGUUCCCGGACUGGCUGCCAACAUCACACUCAGCAAUUACAUGUCGGUUAAUGUUCUCGGAAUCUCAUGGAUAAAACCAUCAGGAAACGUGGACUAUUAUCAAGUCACUCUGACAGGAGACAUAAAUGUCACAGCACAGACUAAUGCUACACAAUGGAAUAUGACAGGGCUAUCACCAGGCAGGGUAUAUACAGUCACUGUACAGACACUUAGUGGUAACUGCAGCCAGACAUCCGCUGGAGUGACAGAGGCCACGUAUCCAACCCCACCAGGGAACGUAACCUUUACCACAGUUGGAGUAAACUUCAUCACACUGUCUUGGGGAGAGCCGGCCAAUAUGACAGGUGUAAUAAAGACAUAUAAUAUAACUUAUGGGAAUUCUUCAUACACUUGGACUGCAGCAAGUAACACAUCAAAUAUCACCCUUCAGAGCCUGAUAUCUGGGACUAAUUACACCGUUACUGUGGUAACAGUCGGAGCCCGGGGGUAUCAGAGUUUACCUGUUAGCGCAUCUGUGUAUACUAAUCCAAUGUCGGUGAAUUUGCUGAAUACCAGCAAUGUGACUUCCUCUUCUGUGUCCCUGAUGUGGAGUAGACCCGCUGAGUAUAAGUCUACAUACACCUACAGAAUCCAGACAAACGUCAUAUCACCAGCUGCAAUGAUAUAUAAUACAAUAGUGACAAAUGAAUCAGCUACAAUAGUGAAUCUAACAGCAGGAGUAACGUAUACAUUCAUGGUAUAUACAAGAGCUGGUGAUAAUGUCACUGAGUCUGUACCUGUGUCACUAACUACCUGCACAGUUCCCGGACUGGCUGCCAACAUCACACUCAGCAAUUACAUGUCGGUUAAUGUUCUCGGAAUCUCAUGGAUAAAACCAUCAGUAAACGUGGACUAUUAUCAAGUCACUCUGACAGGAGACAUAAAUGUCACAGCACAGACUAAUGCUACACAAUGGAAUAUGACAGGGCUAUCACCAGGCAGGGUAUAUACAGUCACUGUACAGACACUUAGUGGUAACUGCAGCCAGACAUCCGCUGGAGUGACAGAGGCCACGUAUCCAACCCCACCAGGGAACGUAACCUUUACCACAGUUGGAGUAAACUUCAUCACACUGUCUUGGGGAGAGCCGGCCAAUAUGACAGGUGUAAUAAAGACAUAUAAUAUAACUUAUGGGAGUUCUACAUACACUUGGACUGCAGCAAGUAACACAUCAAAUACCACCCUUCAGAGCCUGAUAUCUGGGACUAAUUACACCAUUACUGUGGUAACAGUCGGAGCCCGGGGGUAUCAGAGUUUACCUGUUAGUGCAUAUGUGUAUACUAAACCGAUGCCGGUGACAUCACUGAUAAAUGGUCCAUCUUCCAUGGUCUCUGUGCCUCUGUUCUGGAGUAGACCCGCUGAGUAUAGUAGCUCUUACACCUACAGAAUCCAGACAAACGUCAUAUCACCAGCUGCAAUGAUAUAUAAUACAAUAGUGACAAAUGAAUCAGCUACAAUAGUGAAUCUAACAGCAGGAGUAACGUAUACAUUCAUGGUAUAUACAAGAGCUGGUGAUAAUGUCACUGAGUCUGACCCUGUGUCACUAACUACCUGCACAGUUCCCGGACUGGCUGCCAACAUCACACUCAACAAUUACAUGUCGGUUAAUGUUCUCGGAAUCUCAUGGAUAAAACCAUCAGGAAACGUGGACUAUUAUCAAGUCACUCUGACAGGAGACAUAAAUGUCACAGCACAGACUAAUGCUACACAAUGGAAUAUGACAGGGCUAUCACCAGGCAGGGUAUAUACAGUCACUGUACAGACACUUAGUGGUAACUGCAGCCAGACAUCCGCUGGAGUGACAGAGGCCACGUAUCCAACCCCACCAGGGAACGUAACCUUUACCACAGUUGGAGUAAACUUCAUCACACUGUCUUGGGGAGAGCCGGCCAAUAUGACAGGUGUAAUAAAGACAUAUAAUAUAACUUAUGGGAAUCCUUCAUACACUUGGACUGCAGCAAGUAACACAUCAAAUAUCACCCUUCAGAGCCUGAUAUCUGGGACUAAUUACACCGUUACUGUGGUAACAGUCGGAGCCCGGGGGUAUCAGAGUUUACCUGUUAGCGCAUCUGUGUAUACUAAACCGAUGCCGGUGACAUCACUGAUAAAUGGUCCAUCUUCCAUGGUCUCUGUGCCUCUGUUCUGGAGUAGACCUGCUGAGUAUAGUAGUUCUUACACCUACAGAAUCCAGACAAACGUCAUAUCACCAGCUGCAAUGAUAUAUAAUACAAUAGUGACAAAUGAAUCAGCUACAAUAGUGAAUCUAACAGCAGGAGUAACGUAUACAUUCAUGGUAUAUACAAGAGCUGGUGAUAAUGUCACUGAGUCUGACCCUGUGUCACUAACUACCUGCACAGUUCCAGAGCCUGCGUCAGGAUUUAAUUGUUCACCUCAGACAGAUUCAUCCACUCUCCUGCUCAGGUGGGAAUGUCCAAUGGGAAUAUAUACCAGCUUCAAGUUGAACGUGUCUGAUGGAACGUCUGAGAAUCUUCCUAUCACUAACUGUAGUGUUGUUGAAAAGAAUUUCACAAAUUUCAAGCCCUACACGAUCUACACUUUUAAUUUGACAACUCUGUCAUGUGACAAAUCCAGCAUGGUGGUGCAGACACAGUGCCAGACUUCAUUAGCACCCCCUCCGGGACCGACACAGGUGUCGUUAGUAACUGCUAAUCCUCCUUCCUAUAACAGCAUCGACUUCACGUUUCCGGCGUUUGAUAAUACAAAUGGACCCAUCAGUGCUUACGCAGUGAUCGUAUCAGACACAAAUGGUGGUACACCACCUAGAAGCAUUGUGUCCAAGACCUACACCGAUUACACCAAUAAGAACACCAACUCCUAUGUUGCCAAAAUCAUCAACAAUUCUGGAAGGCGUCGGAGGUCGACUCGUGCAAAUUCCAUAGCAGCCAAAGUCGGAGAUGGCACCACAACGGAAUCUUAUGUAAAUGGCCCACUGAAACCAUUGUCAUCUUAUUGGGGCCUAGUCAUCAUCAGCCAUGUGCGCGUUACACAUGCAGAAACAAAGCUUACGAAUGUUUUUGGUUGCUGUUCCCUUCUUAGAAGAAGACGGAGAGAAAGUGGCACCAGACACUAUUUGUUAUCGUUGUCUGAUAAUCCAUUAGUCCUGGACAUGUUAGAUACUAGGAAGUGUUGGAACAGAGUAAUCGCCAGGAAAGCACCAGGCACGAUGAUGCAGAGCCGGCAGACAACGCAAGUGCGUCACUUCCAUUUUACUGCCUGGCCGGACCAUGGCGUUCCCAAGACAACCAACGACCUGAUACAGUUUAGGAAUUUAAUCCGUCAAUAUACAGCAAGUUACUGCCCGCCCAGUUCACCUAUACUGGUACACUGCAGUGCCGGAGUGGGCAGAACUGGCACUUUCAUUGCACUUGAUCGCAUCAUUAAACAAAUUGAAGCUGAAGAUAGAAUAGAUGUGUAUGCAAUUGUACAUGACCUGCGGAUGCAUCGGGGAUUAAUGGUGCAAACGGACAGCCAGUACGUCUUCCUGAACAAGUGUGCGCUGGAUUUCAUCAAUAGUCGGAAAAGCUCCGAUCCUGAUCUCAGUUACCAAAACUCGUCCAGCAUCUAUGAGAACUUCAAUGUAGCUCCUCUGCGAUAGACACAUAUCUGAUCACCGUACGUCCUGUGUGUACAGACAAAGGGCUGCUGGGCUUCCGGACAUAUCACAGCGCCAAGCAGGGAAUUUGCACUUUAUUUCUAAAGAAAAUUGCUCAAUAUGCGGGUUUUCUUCUGUACGUACUAUUAAUCUGCUGGAAAGAUAUAGUACGUCUUAUGUUACAAGGCCAAAGAUAUACAGAGAUCACCGGCCAUUGGCCAGAAACAUUUGUUCAUGUGCCAUUACAAAUACCAGGGGAGCUGAUGAAUAUGACACGUUGUAUUGUAAUAAAUGUACCUCAAUGAAUGUUCGGCCAAUGCAAUACUGGGCCUGAUUCGGAGAUGGCCGCUAAAUGCAUUUGCCGCUGCGAUCCCGUACGCAACAGAUGUGUGAAAAAUAUGCAAGCGCAGUAGUUACCUGAAAACGUAUUGAGACACCCACCGGCGGCUUCGCAGAUCCAAGUAACUGUCUACAAAUAUGCAGCGGAGCUGGAAGACCCUUCCGUAUUCGGCCAUCUGAGUUACCCUAUGGGCGAGGAGGAAUGGCCGCUGGGGCUGAGGCGCUGGCGUCAUGUUUUGUUGAUAUGGAGGUCGUGAUGCGCCUGUAUUUUUACUGCCUCGCCCCUUCACCUCCCCCAAACCCUGACUGCCAGUCACUGCAAAUAAAUACUCACUGGAAGCGACCUUGGUGUGUGUGCUGUGCCACCUUGGUGUGUGCGCUGUAGGAUGAUAACUGCUCAGCAUUGGGUACAUCUCAGAGUCAGCGCCACUGACCCAUAGAUUAUAUAUAUAUAUAUAUAUAUAUAUAUAUAUAUAUACACACAUAUACAUACAGUGGGGAUUGAAAGUUUGGGCACCCCAGGCAAAAAUUAAUUUUAAUGUGCAAAAAGAAGCCAAGGAAAGAUGGAAAAAUCUCCAAAAGGCAUCAAAUUACAGAUUAGACACGCUUAUAACAUGUCAAAAAAAGUUUGAUUUUAUUUCCAUCAUUUACACUUUCAAAAGAACAGAAAACAAAAAAUGGCGUCUGCAAAAGUUUGGGCACCCUGCAGAGUUAAUACCUUGUACUGCCCCCUUUGGCAAGUAUCACAGCUUGUAAAUGCUUUUUGUAGCCAGCCAAGAGUCUUUCAAUUCUUGUUUAAGGUAUCUUCGCCCAUUCUUCCUUACAAAAGUCUUCCAGUUCUUUGGGAUUCCUGGGCUGUCUGUGACGCACGCAAAAGUGCAGGCAGCUGGCGGUCACCCGUAUGCGGCUGAAUGCAAAUGCUGCUCCAAACUCCUCCCCUUGCGUACAUAAGUGCGGCCGGGGAUGGUGUUCAAGAACUGAGAUGCCCGCUGCCAGCAUCUGUGUGCAUAGUAAUACUGAUUGGUACGUCCUUAUACGCCAUCUUUGGUCAGAACGUGAACACCGGCGUUACGACAGAAUUGGGUGCAAAUCAGGCCCGUAUCUCACCUGUAAUAGGUAUAAUAUACUGUCAUGUUCCACAUUCCAAUUAUCAAGUGAGGAGAGCGAGAGAGUGGAGAGAGAUAAAGGUGUCUAUUUACUAAGCCAUGGAGAGAGAUAGUGGAGAGAUGUAACGGGGUAUACUUACUAAGGCUUGGAGAGACAGUGGAGAGAGAUAAAGGGGUCUAUUUACUAAGGUGUGGAGAGAGGUAAAGGGGUCUGUUUACGAAGGCUUAGAGCAGGGGUGGGGAACCUGUGGCCCUCCAGCUGUUGUUGAACUACACAUCCCAGCAUGCCCUGCAACAGUUUUAGCAUGGCCAAAUAGCAAAACUGUAGCAGGGCAUGCUGGUAUGUGUAGUUCAACAACAGCUGGAGGGCCAAAGGUUCCCCAUCCCUGGCUUAGAGAGAGAGUGGAGAGAGAUAAAGGGGUCUGUUUACUAAGGCGUGGAGAGAGAUAAAGGGGUCUGUUUACUAAGCCAUGGAGAGAGAUAAAGUGGUCUGUUUACGAAGGCUUGGAGACAGUGGAGAGAGAUAAAGGGGUCUAUUUACUAAGCCAUGGAGAUAGUGGAGAGAUAUAAAGGGGUAUACUUACUAAGGCGUGGAGAGAGAUAAAGGGGUCUGUUUAUGAAGGCUUGGAGAGAGAGAGUGGAGAGAGAUAAAGGGGUCUAUUUACUAAGGCGUGGAGAGAGAUAAAGGGGUCUGUUUAUGAAGGCUUGGAGAGACAGUGGAGAGAGAUAAAGGGGUCUGUUUAUGAAGGCUUGGAGAGACAGUGGAGAGAGAUAAAGGGGUCUAUUUACUAAGGCGUGGAGAGAGAUAAAGGGGUCUGUUUAUGAAGGCUUGGAGAGACAGUGGAGAGAGAUAAAGGGGUCUGUUUAUGAAGGCGUGGAGAGACAGUGGAGAGAGAGAAAGGGGUCUAUUUA
Pseudophryne corroboree (corroboree frog) is the source of this 17433-nucleotide messenger RNA. Its product is annotated as mucin-19-like. Gene Ontology annotation, biological process: peptidyl-tyrosine dephosphorylation involved in inactivation of protein kinase activity. The transcript has 69 exons. Lineage: Eukaryota; Metazoa; Chordata; Amphibia; Anura; Myobatrachidae. Gene Ontology annotation, molecular function: protein tyrosine phosphatase activity; protein binding. The record is from RefSeq and is a predicted model, not a curated record. The coding region runs from base 41 to 15079 and encodes 5012 amino acids. Gene Ontology annotation, cellular component: signaling receptor complex.